AUGGUAUGUGGACUAUUGGGAAUCAUGUGUGCUGGUGGUGCAUAUUGUCCGUUAAGUCCUACCGAUCCACCUAUGUAUGUUCGUACAUUGAUUGAUGAAAUUCAAGGUCGAUGUGUUCUUGUUCAUGAAAAUACACGAGAGAGGUUCUCGAGGCGCGAAAUUGAAGAAAGCAUUGAUGCACUUACAGAUUUAAGUAUCUUGCCUAUCGGUUGUUCACUAUCAGAAUAUCAAUGUUUACUUGUGGAUGAAAGCAAUGAUGAACGAGUCAUUUUGCCUUUGGAUACAACGGGAAUUGGUCAAAUUUAUCUUGCAGGUGCUGGUCUUUGCCAGUGUUAUUACAACAAUCCUGAGUUGACCAGUAGGACCCGGAUAAUAAUUAAUAAUGAAGAAUUUUUCAAGACAGGUGAUCUCGCUAGAUACAAUGCAAAAGGUGAACUUGUGCAUGCUGGACGUAUCGAUUUUCAAAUAAGAAUUGAUAAUCAACGAAUAGAACCAGCCGAAGUGGAGAAGACAAUUAUAGCCUGCUGUCCAAAUGAGAUCUUCGGCUGUCUCGUCACCAAAUUAUCUCAAGAUGAGGAUUUACUCGUAGCUUAUGUCAUCGGUGAUAAGUCGCAGCUGGACACUGAAUUGAUUCGAAAUUACUGUAAAGAUCAUCUUCGUAAACACAUGGUUCCAUCCCAUUUUAUUGUUCUCGACAAAUUCCCACUGAAUGCAAGUGGUAAAGCGAAUAGAAAACAAUUAUCAUUACCAUCGUUGUCUAGUAAUGUUUUAAUGCAAUUUGUCAAAGCCGAUGAACUUUUAUCAUCAGUUGUCUCAAUGUCCAACGUUUGUCAGCCUGACAGAACAAUUUCCCAAGGUAAUCUUUCAAAUGCAUAA
Molecule: messenger RNA, 876 nt
Organism: Rotaria sp. Silwood2
Lineage: Eukaryota; Metazoa; Rotifera; Eurotatoria; Philodinida; Philodinidae
Source: the annotation of a GenBank genome assembly